Haliotis rubra (blacklip abalone) is the source of this 3249-nucleotide messenger RNA. RefSeq lists its product as uncharacterized. NCBI's taxonomy places the organism in Eukaryota, Metazoa, Mollusca, Gastropoda, Lepetellida, Haliotidae. Gene Ontology annotation, biological process: cell fate specification; smoothened signaling pathway; regulation of gene expression. Gene Ontology annotation, molecular function: patched binding; calcium ion binding. The coding region runs from base 83 to 2920 and encodes 945 amino acids. The record is from RefSeq and is a predicted model, not a curated record. The transcript is spliced from 17 exons.
GCUCUCUUCAGGUCGCAUUGUUGAGAGGAGUGUUGUUGACUUGAGUUAGUUCCGGGAUCCCAUACCUCGAGAAGGGAUCAACAUGGAUGUCCUCUGGUUGCUGUCGCUGUUAUAUCUAACCCAUGCGGUGGUGUGUGAAGAUGUACUGUUCGAGUCUGGUAAGAGACUAGCCGUGGUCGACCCAGCCACCAUCACGGGUGGAGAUUCUGAAUAUGCAGACCCAAAGGUCACUGGGUCCAGUUUGUUUGACAGUUCUGUUGGCAACACCGACAAGCUGAGAAUGUCCCUCUUGGUGAUGGUCCACAACUUCCGGUCCAAGAGCUCUAACUACUUCCGCGCGCACCCUGUGUUUAUCAGCUGUCUGCAGCAGAUCCUGAAUGAUCUCCAAAACGAGAAUACACGGGCGCAGAUCUCCAGUGGGUACAAGACUAAGAGCGAAGUUGGUGGAAGUACCUCCCUUCAGGACCUCUAUGCCCAAGCCGGCACCGGGGCCUAUAUCGAGUUUCAGAGCGGAGUCUCUGGGGAUGUGAAGAAUAUCGCCAAGGCAGCGCUUAAACACUGCCCAGUCAUUUUCGAGCGUAUUCAGCGAGAUAUCGGCAUCAUCAUGACGGCUACAGGGAUGUACAUCCACAUGACAGGAGCUGUCGAUACACAGCCACAUUUCAGUGCCGAGCCCGGCUUCGAGAUAAGCCCUGCAAACUUCCCGGCGUGGGCGCAGAGCUUGAUCAACGAGGGACUGGACCCCGUCCAGUCCCCCGACUGCAGUAGGUUCCUGGGUUUGGAGAGUGGUCAGAUCCACCCCAGUGACGUCACCACACCCGAGGAGUUGGUGGGCGUGGUGGACCAACCUAUUACUAGAGACACGCCAGAAGAUUUCAUCAAACUGGUCCAGUAUCAAGGCACUAAUGUGGGCUUCUCCAACCCAGAGCGGUCUGCAACCUGGUGUGGGAAGGAAGGCAAUGCCUGUGUAGACUGCAGAAACUCCCCAGCUGGCAACCAUGUCUCCAAGAGAUGUGCUAGCCGCCUGAUGAGUGCCCGGAUGUACAACUUCUUGCGUGUGCUACAGAAACUCACUAGGGAUAACACUGGAGGGGACAAGCUGCGCGUCAGGAAGGCAUUUGUCGAACCAUACUCGGGCCAAUCGGACUAUUCGGCCAGCUCGCUUCAUGUAGAAGGGAGACAACUGACUCUUGAGCUGGAAAAUGGCGGGGCUGGGUUGAAGACUGUUACCAAACUGGCCCAAUGCAUUGGAGUGGACUUCAUCAAACACAAUGGCGACCACGUGGUUCUGGCUGUGAGAAAGAUGAAGGGCUAUGCAGCACAGAAGAUGGCUUUCCAGCAGACGAUGCUCUUGGCUGUCGAACCGCCACACAGUAAAGCCGACGACUACAGGCUGCCAGUGGAGUUUGGAGAGUCAGAAUAUGAUGACUAUCCAUUGUUUGACUCUAAUGGCCAGGAGGACGAUUUGCUAGCUGAGGACACGACUCUGGGCCAGUUCACGUCCAAAGAUCCCGAGUUUCGCCACCUGCGUCUCAACUCGCUCAUACCCAAGUGCUACUCUCAGCUACUUCACUAUCACAACAAGCGGAACGCCGAUGGAGAUCCAGCAACAGGCAUUGAUGUUGUCCGUGGUUUCAUCUCCACCAAGGAGCAGAUUCUUACAAUCGACCCUUUCGACCAGCGCUACAAUACCUUCAUCCUCGGCCUCGCCAUGGAGGUGACCCACAACUCCUCACACAACCCCAACAGCCACACCUUAUCCCAUCUGGCCCAGGUGGCAGUCGACAAGUGUGCGCCGGUUUUCGCUGAAGGCCGCCAGGAGAUGGGGGUGGGGCUGUACGCUGAUCGGGUGUUUGUGGACAUGAGAGACGACUUUGAUGUGUGGACAGAUAAUGUCAACCUCAUACCCCAUGAAUUCGGCAGCAUCGGCGUGUACAAGGCAGAGCUGAAAAUACGUUUUGAUGCCGCUAUAGAGAAAAGACUAGUGGACCCCGAUGACAUUGAAGAGGCUAAGAAAUCGGCCAAUGUUCCCUACCCGCAAUCUCCCCUUUUCAGCCACACACCCCCACCACAUGUCCUCCGACGGCGCCGCGCAGCCCCCGACCCUGACGACUGCGUGCCUAAGACUGACACGCCUUUCUGUGAGAAAACGAAGCAGUUCCGAGACAAGGAAAUCGAGUCCAUCUGGACUGAGGUGAACCGAAAGCACCACUACCACAAUAAGGAAGAGGUGAGACAGGCCCUGGAACUGUGCAUGGGGCUGUGUGGAACAUGUAUGGACGGAAGUGUAUACGAGAGUAAACUGGAACACUGUGAUAACUUCCUACACUGGGUUCCCUUUGGUCUCAUGAACGACAACACCAUCUCCAACUUCUUCCCCCGUGAUAACGCUGACCUGAGGCGUUACGCCAGUCUGGAACACAGCAUUGAGGACGCGGAACUAUUUCUCCUCGUCAUCAACUCUGCUGAAGCGGUGUUCCGGCCUGACCCAAAGCAAAGUGUAGAACAUGAGCUUUACCCCCAGGCCGAAAACCCCAGCCCUGUGAUGAUGUUGCUCCAUCGUCUGUAUGCCAUCCACGCAACCGGCAAGGUCAAGUUCUGGGUGUACGAUGACAUUGACAUCUCCUCGCUCAGAGAGCCGCUCCAGGUUGUAAUGCUGUACAACAAGAACGUGACGAACGUCGAGGUGUACGUGUCAAGCCCAGGCAGCAAGGAUGCUGUGAGUGCUGCUAUUGAGAACAUGAUCCUGGAGUGGUCCACUAAUGGCUACCCAGCUGUCACCAGGGAAUUCAUAGCCCCAUACAACAUCAUGGACCUUCCCAAGUAUGUGGCAAAACGUGAUUUUGAUACCGCUAUCCGUGAGGAUCUCAUUGAGCGCUACACCAACAGAGAGAAGAGGUGGGUGAACAUGGAACUGUAGGAGCCAUGCUUCCAGUCCUUGCCUGCCUUGGUCCAGAGUUCAGUCACUUAUAUCUGCUGUACAAGUCAUGCAAUCCUUUCUCAAAUGUUAUAUUACUGAUAGACAAAAUUGUUUUUGCUCACAAUGAUGUUUCAUGCAGCCAACAUUGGGAUAUUUAGAAAAGAGACCUUCCUUUAGUUUUCUUUUGUUUUAGCCCAUAUACUUUCUUCAUUUAUGGCUCCCACACAGUGUCAACUGAUGUACAUUUAUCUACCUAUGAUCUGUGUCAGGGAGACUAUCAAAUAUCUGUGAUAACCAUCUUUGUAUCAACACACUCAUAGGCGGAUCCA